This is a messenger RNA of Adineta ricciae, 267 nucleotides long. Lineage: Eukaryota; Metazoa; Rotifera; Eurotatoria; Adinetida; Adinetidae. The record is from the annotation of a GenBank genome assembly.
AUGUUAUCCAUUGUACUGUUUUUAGAUACAAUGAUAUUUGGCCGAUGUGGUCGCGGUAACCGCAAAUUAAUUCUCUCGUUUUUUUUUCGACGCAAGUAUACAUGCCUGUUACGUGUCAGUCAACCGAUAGUCCAUACUGAUUCGAUUAACUUCAACUGGCGCCAAGCUAUCGAACAACGCAGGACUGUUGCUCAUCAUCUGCUUUGUCACGACUUAAUACCACUGAUGGAGCGAUGUCCUUCAGCAAGAUGGAAGGAAUGGCGAUAA